Procambarus clarkii (red swamp crayfish) is the source of this 597-nucleotide messenger RNA. RefSeq names its product keratin-associated protein 9-1-like. NCBI's taxonomy places the organism in Eukaryota, Metazoa, Arthropoda, Malacostraca, Decapoda, Cambaridae. The record is from RefSeq and is a predicted model, not a curated record.
AUGGUCCUGGCCACCUACUGUGACCACUGUUAUGGCUCCUUCUGUGACCACUGUUAUGGCUUCUACUGUGACUACUGUUAUGGCUCCUACUGUGACUACUGUUAUGGCUCCUACUGUGACCACUGUUGUGGCUCCUACUACUGUGACCACUGUUGUGGCUCCUACUGUGACCACUGUUAUGGCUCCUACUACUGUGACCACUGUUGUGGCUCCUACUACUGUGACUACUGUUAUGGCUCCUACUGUGACCACUGUUAUGGCUCCUACUACUGUGACUACUGUUAUGGCUCCUACUGUGACCACUGUUAUGGCUCCUACUGUGACCACUGUUAUGGCUCCUACUACUGUGACCACUGUUAUGGCUCCUACUACUGUGACCACUGUUAUGGCUCCUACUACUGUGACUACUGUUAUGGCUCCUACUGUGACCACUGUUAUGGCUCCUACUGUGACCACUGUUAUGGCUCCUACUGUGACUACUGUUAUGGUCCCUACUACUGUGACCACUGUUAUGGUCCCUACUGUGACCACUGUUAUGGCUUCUACUACUGUGACCAGACUGUCAUGACCCCCACUACUGUGACCAGACUGUCAUGA